This is a messenger RNA of Phyllopteryx taeniolatus (common seadragon), 1913 nucleotides long. RefSeq names its product RING finger protein 223. Gene Ontology annotation, molecular function: ubiquitin protein ligase activity. The record is from RefSeq and is a predicted model, not a curated record. Gene Ontology annotation, biological process: protein ubiquitination. NCBI's taxonomy places the organism in Eukaryota, Metazoa, Chordata, Actinopteri, Syngnathiformes, Syngnathidae. The coding region runs from base 268 to 1032 and encodes 254 amino acids. The transcript is spliced from 3 exons.
CUGAUGUGUCUUCGCCUCACUUUGCACAUUUAAACAAUGAGAAGCCAUCAUUAAACAACACAUACAAUUGCACCGCGUUGAGCUUCCUCUCUUCUGUGAGCGGACAUUUCGUCUUUUGAACCCUUUUAUCUUUCACGCUGUUUGCCCAAUAGAGUUUUGUGGUUAAUUCAGCGUUUGACCAGACACCGUCAACAUCUUUGAAAGGUGUCGAAGUGUGGUGAAGUGAACGUGUCGAAGCGAAAGGUUUUCGCUCCAAUUUUUGUUAUCAUGAAUCCUAGCUUGAACUCACCCGAUCCCGGAUUGCCGCAGAGCCCAUCGCCCUAUUCAGCCCCGGUGGGCCCUACGGGAGGUGGCACUUCUCCUGCCUCGCCGCAGAUUUUCUCAGUAACCAACUUCACCCUGACCUCGCCAGUUCCGCUUCCCCUGCCACCAUGCCAGGUGUGUGUCGCCAUCCCGUCGCCCGGCCUUCGCCCUUCCCCGCUGCGGUCGUCCCUGCCCACCGAGGACGGCGCCCCGGACCUGGAGUGCUGGGUGUGCUACAGCCACUUCAACAACGUCUUCCGCUGCCCCAAGAUGCUGGAGUGCAAGCACACCUUCUGCCUGGAGUGUCUGGCCCGCAUCAAUGUCAAGUCGGCGCAGCCUGCCGCCAUUCGCUGCCCGCUGUGCCGCCGCCUGACGCCGCUGCCAGACCUCGGCUUGCCCAAGCUCGCCACAGACGCCGACGUGCUGGCAUCCCUUCCGGCCACCAUGCAACGUGUCUACAGUGUCCGCUUCCAGCGCAGCAAGGGAAAGCUGCAGAUUAAGAGGAUAUCUGAAGGUCAACGUCGGAGCACUGAACGAUCGCUGGAUGUUGGUCUUCCCAGCCCGCCCCUCCGGAAUGUUGGCCAAUCGGGUGAUGUAGGCGGGGCCUUGUUCAGAUUGACAGGCCAGCCGCUGUGUCGGGCUUUGCUCCUCACGCUGGUGUUCACAAUGACCAUCGUGCUCACCGGCAUCGUCGUAUUCCUCCUCAUCUACAACCCCGACCAGCUCUAGAGGUCUGUUUCCAUGGCGACCUGAGAUUGUAGCCGUCUCUAUGGCACCCAGGAUGCGGAGUCACUGCUCUCCAUGGUGACCAGGAUGCUUGGCAACUUGGCUCGAUGGCAACUGGGAUGCUGACUUACUCUAUGACUAAGAUAGUUAAUCAUUGUCUGCAUGGCAACCAGGAUGGCAACUAUAAUUUACAUGUUGACCAAGAUGCUGACUUACGCUGUCUCCAUCGUAAAUAUUGUUUCCAUGGUGACCGGGAUGCUGAGUAACCAUUUCAUUGAACACGAGAUGCUGUCUCCAUGGCAACCAGGAUGCUUGGAAACUGUCGUCUCUAUGGUGACUCAGAUGUUUGAUUCCAUGUUAACACAAUGCUCAGUGACCAUUGUUUCCAUGACCACCAAGAUGCUGAUUUACUGACGUCUCCAUGGUGACCAGGAUGCUGAUAAUCUUGUUUGCAAGGUGAACAAGAUGCAGACUCGGUCUGUCUUGUAGAUGGCGACCAGGAUGCGGAGUCGAUGUCGCCGUGGCAACCAGGAUGCUCACCCACAAUUUCCAUGAUCAAGAUGCUGAUUCACUGUAUCCAACGUGACCAGGAUUGCUCUCCAGGGCAACCAAGAUGUUGAUCAAGAUGAGUGAUUUACGUUAAAAAAAAAAAUGGGGGUCACCUGUAAAGGUGAGUGGGGAUGACGUCUAGUCAAUAGUGCCUUAACUGCCGGACGGAUAUGUGAACAUAGCAGAUGACUUAAAAUUUAAAGUUUUGUUUGUGUAAUAUCAUGUUUUAGACUUUUAUUGUGCGAAAGCAAAAUCUAAAAUAUUUAUUUUUUUUACAAAUAUGCACCUUUUGUUGCCUUGUUUAAACUUUAAUAAAUGUUUUUUAAUGAUUUGGA